This is a messenger RNA of Aspergillus caelatus, 1721 nucleotides long. RefSeq lists its product as uncharacterized. The transcript has a single exon. The record is from RefSeq and is a predicted model, not a curated record. Bases 189 to 1454 code for a protein of 421 amino acids. Lineage: Eukaryota; Fungi; Ascomycota; Eurotiomycetes; Eurotiales; Aspergillaceae.
GCGUGAUAUUGCAGCUUUAUCUGUAUUUUUAUUGGAGUAUCAGUGGCUCAUCAUUGCAAAACACCUGUUAACGGCAACAUAUAUAAUUCCCCUCUUACUACCUUCCAGCAGCUCAAUGAUUGGGACUUACCUUCCGAAUCUUUCUUCUCUAGUGUCCUAUAACAUCCAUCUCAAGUGCAUUCAACAAGAUGGGCUUCAAAUUUCUUCUGAUUACAAACCUUUCAUUCUUUUUUGCUGCUGUUACAGUCUCUGGGCUUGAUACCUGUACUGCAGGUGGUGAUGCAGUACAGUGCUGUGCCGCUGGUGGCUUCCCGAUCCCAGGAGCUCCCCCUACUAAGCGAACAUCCCGCCGGGGUCUGUUUACCCGUGAUGCAGCUUGCCCUACCUCAAUUCAGUGUUGUGAGAAACAAGUUACAACUAAGGUGACAACUGUUUCUCCGGGAACGGGACCCAUACAGUGUGGGAAUGGUUUCGAUCCUAACACGGACAAAUUGGACUCGUCUACCGCAAAGUUCGAGAUUGUUAAAUGCAAUACCUUCCCCGCAUUGAGUACAUCGACUGAGGAUUGCUUGAAGGUUUCGGCCGGUCCGAUCUUUGAUAACAAUAAUGUGGAACAGCCUCUCACUAACUACCACCUUGCUAUUGACGACGGUCCAAUUUCUGGCCCUCCUGGGCUAUACGAUAUUACCCAUAACCAUGCGGAAUGGUGCGACCAGCCAACGGCAUCCACUGUUGAGUGUUUUGUACCCUUCAGCUACCUCGAAUCACAAAUCUCUCCGCCUCCUUCUGAUUUAUGUCACGCCAAUAUGAACCUUGCAUUGAAUGUGGACAUUGCCUCGGCUACAUGCUCAAUUACGGGAGGUACUCUAACUGGGACGGGCAGCUUCUUCCAAUAUAUUCCAAUCGCGUUCUCGUGUCAGGACACAACUACCUGCCAGACACAGUGCUGCUGCCCUCCACCCGCGACGUCUAAGAAGCCCUGCGCUGUCGGCAGCGCGUACGCCCGGUCGAGCAAGUCUCUUACUGACCUUGGGUGUGGGCACUGGGGCUGGUAUUUCACGGGUGUGACGAGUAGCUUCUCCGCUGAUCUGGUACUGGGCCAAACUACAGUUAUCGGCACUGUGGACGUCACCAUUAGCGGCAACACUGUCAGCUGGGUCUACAAAGUCGGGCCCGAUUAUGGAGUCAUUGAAGGACAUGCUGAUGUGAUUUGUGGAGGCGCUCAACUCCAACAUACAACCCCUCCAAAAACCGGGGAUGCUUGCGUCCCUGGCAAAUUUACAAAGAACUCUGGUUGUUUAACACCUGCUUCAGGUAGUGGCUGGUCAAGCAGUUACACAUGCAGUAAUGGCGGGCCAUACUCACUUGUCUUCCAUGCCAAGAUCGCCAAAUUUGUCGAUUCCACCAGCACCGAAACAUGCAAUCCUGUUGUUUGCCCAGACUCAAGUGAUUAAGAACCGUUCCAGUUGUACUGGCAAUGGCAAUUUAUUUACCAAGGAAAUUGACUGCCAGAAAAGUUCUGCAACUGCUGUUGAUUGGAUGUUUUACUGAUCUGUGUUUCUCAAAGUUACUCUAUUGAGUGGAUUUACUGUAUUAAUGAUAUAAUAGUCAUGUAUCUAUAUGUAGUAUAUGAGAAGCUGAGCCCUAGUCCACAGGAUGUGGCCAAUUGAUGUAAAAAACGGUCGAAGCAGAAUCUCCAAUCAAUGCUUUCUACAAUGUUU